Molecule: messenger RNA, 1066 nt
Organism: Magallana angulata
Lineage: Eukaryota; Metazoa; Mollusca; Bivalvia; Ostreida; Ostreidae
Exons: 3
Coding region: 16-624 (202 amino acids)
Source: RefSeq, a predicted model, not a curated record
CCUAUUUAAGGUUGGAUGGGCUCUUGGAGUAUAAAACCGAACGACAGCAAACGGGGUAAUAGUUCCAGUUUUUGCUGCAUAAGAGAUUGUACAGUUUUACUUGAUUUUAAUUUAGCCUAUAACAUGGAUAUACGGUGCUUUACGUUUGCCUUGAUUUUGGCUGCUACAGCAGCAAAUGUCGACAGCACCAUGCGCCGUGACGAGGAUUUGGAAGGCAUUGUGAAUAAGCUGCUGUACAGAUCAGAAUUCCCAAUGAAGAUUGAGGACAAGCGAGGAUGGGAACCGAUCACUUUCCAGAGACAAAGACUGGCACUAUCAAAGCGAGGCUGGGAAGCGCUGCCUCUCUAUCGACGUAGAAAUUUCCACCAUAAGCGGGCAUGGGAAUCUCCCAUGGUGAAAUUUGGCAAGAGAACGAAUCUUUUCCCGUUUGUGGAUACAUAUCGUUUUUCUGACUCUGUUGGACCCAGUUGUUGUUCGGGGGAUUUGUCCGCGGGGUGCUGCCGUUUCUGUGAGUCCAGGAUCUCCGUCCCUCUCCUGCUUGACCCGUCAAUCAAGACCCAAGAGCCGUGCCAAUGUUGUGACAUGUCGGAGGAAUUCUGUACAAUGUGCUCCGUUUUGAAAUAAAGACAUCGUACGAUAGCAAAUCCAUCAAGUAGUUUCUUGUUGGGGUUUGUUAUUGCAUGCACUGAUAAACGUCGCCCAAAGAAUGGACCGAAAACCCUAGCAUAUAUUUUUUAUCUGAUAAUAAACCUUACCAUGUAGUUAAGGCCAGGUAUUGGAGUUUCAGUCACGUAGAAAACAAUGAUUAAUGUAAAAACACUCAAAAUGUAUCUCGAGAACGUGCAUAUCGAGCACCCGAUAUAUGUGUCGAACACUCUAUUCAAUCCAAAGACUGUUAGCAUCGUACUGCAUUCGACCAGUCGAUGACCGCCACGCUACAUUUCCUUCACAACACUGCACCGGGCGGCUGACCACGUCUGGCUGUCUGUUCCAUGAAAUACACUUUGAUAAAUUUACUACAACGUAAGCUUUGUACCCAUUGUUGAUUAAAAAAGAAGUUUUAAAA